AUGUCCCAAGCUCAGAUCCUGUCCUUCGCAGACCUCACCCAGUUGUUCUCACUCAAUGGUGCAUACUAUAUGGGAUACUCUUUCUUGUUCGGAAUGUCACUAUGGGUGACUUUCUUUGGAGGGAUCAUCGCAUUUAAGGCUUUGCCGAGACAUCAAUUUGGUGCCUUACAACACCGCACGUUUCCUGUGUACUUUAACACCACCAUCACCAUCUCUGCUGGCCUACUUGCGGCCUGGACUUACUCUCACCCUGCUAUCCUCGAUAAUGUCAAGCGCCCCUAUCUCGCUGAUGUCGCCCAAGCCUAUAGUCUUGCCACUGUUCUUCUCACGCAAGCUCUCAACUCCUUUGUCAUCGGUCCCCUUACCAGCAAGACAAUGUUUGCCCGCCACAAAUUGGAAAAGGAUGAGGGCAAGGCGUACAAUGAGCCCGGUGUAUCGGAUGCUAUGAAAGCAUUGAACGCGAAGUUCUCUCAGUUGCACGGCUGGAGCUCUCUAGCAAAUCUCUCAGCUGUCAUUGCUCUCACGUUCCACGGCCUGUGGCUGGGCAAUUUCGGCGUCAAUGUCGUCUAGGUAGUUUGUACCCUCUUCUACUGAAACGCCUGCUCCCUCCCGUCGACAUUCGUUCAAUCCAUGUACUGUACAGAUCGUCGUUGUUUAUUGCUCGUAAUCCUGCAAUACAUCACAAUCAUGUCAUUGAUCGGCAAUUGAUGAUUGCUAUAGUUGAUC
Messenger RNA from Heterobasidion irregulare TC 32-1, 726 nucleotides. RefSeq lists its product as uncharacterized. The transcript is spliced from 6 exons. The record is from RefSeq and is a predicted model, not a curated record. The coding region runs from base 1 to 570 and encodes 189 amino acids. NCBI's taxonomy places the organism in Eukaryota, Fungi, Basidiomycota, Agaricomycetes, Russulales, Bondarzewiaceae.